Molecule: messenger RNA, 779 nt
Organism: Dermatophagoides pteronyssinus (European house dust mite)
Lineage: Eukaryota; Metazoa; Arthropoda; Arachnida; Sarcoptiformes; Pyroglyphidae
Gene: Pop4
Product: ribonuclease P/MRP subunit POP4
Biological process (GO): rRNA processing; tRNA 5'-leader removal
Cellular component (GO): ribonuclease MRP complex; ribonuclease P complex
Molecular function (GO): ribonuclease P RNA binding
Source: RefSeq, a predicted model, not a curated record
AUUGGAGCACAUGACAAGUAUGGGUAAAAUUCAUAAACAACGUUUGCAAAAAUUAUGAUCGAAAAAACUUGCAUGCAUGCAAAUCUCAAAAAAAUAUUCCAAAAAUGAGUAGUGAUUCAGCGAAAAUAUUUUCCUCGUUACCGAAAGAAAUCUGUGAUAUUAGCCAUCUGAUCGGUAUUGAACCAGGAACGAGUAGCAAAAAACCUGAAGAAACAUUAUACGAUUGGAUUCCAAAAAAAGAUCAAAGUGAUGAUUUCAAAUAUAAAGUUUAUUCUUUAUACGAAACUAUUGAGCAGAAUAAAUCUUCAUGUUCUCGUCAAGCGGGCAAAAAAUGUCUGAAUUCUAAACAAAGAAGAGCUUUGUUUGAUUUAAGUAAAGAUCAAUUAGAUUUCAAAAAAUUUAAGGCCAUCAAUCAACUUUGGCAUUCAUAUCUGGAUUCAGUGUUGGAAGAAGUAAAAACUAAAUCUGAUGAAUUGAAAUUAGCACGAAUCGAUCUACAUGGAGCCUAUCUUUUAGUUUGUUCCUCGAAAAAUCCCUCAGUUAUUGGUAUCAAAGGCUACAUGGUACAAGAAUCAAAAAAUACAUUUCGAAUUUUAAACAAUCAAAAUCGAUUGUUGGAAAUUCCAAAAUGUGGAACAAUUUUUGCCUUCAAACAUGGAAAUAGAUUAUACAAAAUCAAUGGUUAUAAUAUAAUGAUGUCCAGUUUCAAUCGUUCGAAAGCCAAACCCAAAAUGAAUUUGAUUUGUGAUUUAUGAUUGAUUUAUUAUUAUUAGAAAUGA